Topomyia yanbarensis is the source of this 830-nucleotide messenger RNA. RefSeq names its product cytochrome b5 domain-containing protein 1-like. Lineage: Eukaryota; Metazoa; Arthropoda; Insecta; Diptera; Culicidae. The record is from RefSeq and is a predicted model, not a curated record. The coding region runs from base 5 to 682 and encodes 225 amino acids. The transcript has 3 exons.
UAAAAUGUCACUAGAUCGUGGUGGUGAAAAAUUCUUCCUUCGCGAUGAAGUUGUGGUGCGCAACCAAAUCGACAGUGCGUGGGUUAUAAUCCAUGGGAACGUAUUCGAUAUUACGAGUCUGUUCGACGCUAACUCAAGCUCUCUCAAAAAGGUUCAUCAAUUGCUUCUCGCUCUGGCCGGUAAAGACUUGAGCGUUUACUUUGAUACACAACGGCGACCGGUGUAUCGAAUCAGUAAGGAUGGCGCUAGGGUUCCUGUUUUUCCACCGGUGAAAAUACGAAACAGUGCCACAGGCGAAUAUUGGUGGAAUGAUCGAAGUUUAUUGAUAGGGAAGAUUACAGCUCAGGAAAGAAAAAUUCGGGUAGUGAAUAAUGUAACAUUUCAGCAGUGCAAUUUGGUGGUGUGCGAAGAGGACACCAUUGCAGAAAUUCGGCGAAAGUUUCUUCGAUUUAAUGACAAUGGUUUUAAUUACCGCUGGAGAUCGAAUAUUAAUUUGACUGACACAGCGGCUGAUUUACAACUUGAUAGGACGUUGACGGGGAAUGGAAUUAUUUACGAUCGCUACCCACCGGCGCCCCUCAUUUGGUUAUUUUAUCAGAUUCCGGAUGGAAGUGAAGCAGAAGAAACCACACCGUCAGCGCCUGCCAACAACAGUCGACCAGCAGCUCAGGUAGCAAAUUGAAGAAUGGCGUUCGGCCGGAAGUUCAUCUGUGAAGGGGUAAACGUUACAAUUUCACUAUCUCUGGUGAACGAGGGUGGCCGAGUUGAACGAAAAAGACAAAAGACCCACUAAGCAAUUACAUUAGCGGUUGGGAAAGUGCGGGAAAGAA